Messenger RNA from Trichomycterus rosablanca, 5143 nucleotides. It is a transcript of the gene itchb, whose product is annotated as itchy E3 ubiquitin protein ligase b. The record is from RefSeq and is a predicted model, not a curated record. The transcript has 24 exons. Gene Ontology annotation, biological process: protein K29-linked ubiquitination; proteasome-mediated ubiquitin-dependent protein catabolic process; protein K63-linked ubiquitination. Gene Ontology annotation, molecular function: protein binding; ubiquitin protein ligase activity. NCBI's taxonomy places the organism in Eukaryota, Metazoa, Chordata, Actinopteri, Siluriformes, Trichomycteridae. The coding region runs from base 101 to 2638 and encodes 845 amino acids. Gene Ontology annotation, cellular component: cytoplasm.
AGUAAAAACGAACGAGAGUAAAUCAAUACACAAGCGGUGUUACUCUAAAUUCUAAAUUUCACCUGCGAACCGGUUACGGUCUUAGGCCCGGCAUUGCGCCAUGGCCUGCAGCCCUCCCGAAACUGGCCCUGGCGAUGGCUGCCCCAUGCAGUUCCAGCUGCAAGUCAUAGUAAUUUCAGUGAAGUUGAAGGAGAGCAAGAGGAACUGGUUUGGUUCAAGCCUGUAUGUGGAGGUGACCGCUGAUGGACAGUCCAAGAAAACUGAGAAAUGCAGCAGCGCGAACAGCCCCAAGUGGAAGCACCCGCUCACUGUAAUUGUCUCACAGUCCAGCAAAGUGACUUUCAGGGUGUGGAGCCAACAGCCUCUCAAGUCAGAUCGGAUGCUGGGCGUGGCAACGCUCGACAUCAAUGAAACGCUCGAGAGCAACGACAUGAAGAUCUGUGAGGUGGUGCAGAUGUUGCAACUGUUUUCAGACAAAGAGCCGACGGACGUCGUGGGAGAUCUUUGUGUACGUCUGGACGGGACGCAGGUCGACCCGGACGCAUCUGCCGCUGCUGAAGACAAUAACCAAAGCACAUCAAAUGGAGAUUUGCAGAAUAAUGAGGACACAAGCACAAGGAGAAGCAGAGAGGCUUCUCCGAGUGUGACCAACGUCCCCAACGGACGCGCCGUCAACGGAUCCGGCUCUCCCUCUGUAGCAGGUCGGGCAUCACAUAACCAGAGGCCACCCAGACCCUCCCGACCACCUCCACCCACCCCACGCCGACCGCUGUCCUCUCCAGCAAGCACCUCUGAUGGUUCAGUACCGGAUGGCAGCGACUCCUCUAAUGCAGAGACACCAGUGCGGGUCCCAAAGGCCACGCCUGAACCCGCCCCAGUCACCCCUGUGUUAGCCAGGAUGCCCAACGCCAGCACCGAGCCUCUGCCACCCGGGUGGGAGAAGCGAGUGGACCAGGAGGGCCGAGUGUACUUUGUGGAUCAUGUGGAGAAGCGGACAGCGUGGGAGAGACCUGAACCGCUGCCUGCUGGCUGGGAGCGUCGCGUGGACCCGCAGGGCCGAGUGUACUUUGUGGAUCACACGACCCGGACGACCUCGUGGCAGCGCCCCACUGUGGAGACAGUGCGCAACUAUCAGCAGUGGCAGCACCAGAGGAGCCAGCUACAGGGAGCAGUCAUGCAGCAGUUCAACCAGCGUUUUAGCUACGGGAAUAGAGAGUCUGACCCUCUUGGUCCACUUCCAGCUGGAUGGGAGAAGAAAACUGACUCUAAUGGUCGAGCGUAUUUUGUGCACCACGCGACUCGAUCCACUCAAUGGGAGGACCCUCGUGCUCAAGGGCUGGCGAAUGAGAAGCCGUUACCAGAAGGUUGGGAGAUGAGAUUCACGGCGGAUGGGAUCCCGUACUUUGUGGAUCACAACAAAAGAGCCACCACAUACAUCGACCCCCGGACGGGCAAAUCAUCACUAGAAAACAACCCUCACUUAUCACCUAUCACCUACGUGCGAGACUUCAGAGCCAAAGUUCAGUACUUCCGAUACUGGUGUCAGCAAUUAGCUAUGCCGCAGCACAUUAAGAUCACAGUGAGUCGCAAAUCGCUGUUUGAAGACUCCUUCCAGCAGAUUAUGAGCUUUAAUCCUCCAGACCUUCGCAGAAGACUGUGGAUCACCUUCCCAGGGGAGGAGGGACUGGACUACGGUGGUGUCGCAAGGGAGUGGUUCUUCCUGCUGUCCCAUGACGUGCUCAACCCUAUGUACUGCCUGUUCGAAUACGCCGGCAAGGAGAACUAUUGUCUGCAGAUCAAUCCAGCCUCGUCCAUCAAUCCAGAUCAUCUCAAAUACUUCAGAUUCAUUGGCCGCUUCAUUGCUAUGGCUUUAUUUCAUGGAAAAUUAAUAGAUACCGGAUUCUCGCUGCCGUUCUACAAGCACAUCCUGAACAAACCUCUCACCCUUAACGAUCUGGAGUCCAUGGACCCCGAAUUCUACAACUCACUCAUCUGGAUUAGAGAUAAUAACCUUGAGGAGUGUGGACUGGAGAUGUUCUUCGCUGUGGAUAAGGACAUCCUAGGGGAUGUCACCACCCACCAGCUGAAACCUGACGGAGAAAACAUUCAGGUCACCGAGGAGAACAAGGAGGAGUACAUCAGGCUCGUGGCUGAUUGGAGGUUGUCUCGAGGUGUGGAGGAGCAGAGACAGGCUUUCCUAGAAGGCUUCAACGAGGUCCUGCCUCAGCAAUACCUGCAAUAUUUUGAUGCCAGAGAGUUAGAGGUGCUGCUGUGUGGCAUGCAGGAGAUUGAUAUGGCUGAUUGGAAGAAGAACACAAUCUACAGACAUUACACACCCAACAGUAAGCAGAUCGUCUGGUUCUGGGAGUUUGUUAAGGAGAUGGACAAUGAGAAGCGAAUGCGCCUGCUGCAGUUUGUCACCGGGACGUGCCGCCUGCCCGCGGGGGGCUUCUCUAACCUCAUGGGGAGCAACGGACCACAGAAGUUCUGCAUUGAGAAAACAGGAAAGGAAAACUGGCUGCCCAGGAGCCACACCUGUUUUAACCGGUUGGACCUGCCGCCGUAUAGAAGCUACGAGCAGAUGAAGGAGAAACUGCUCUUCGCUAUCGAGGAGACUGAGGGAUUCGGUCAGGAGUGACACCAAAGCAAACAGGGAGAUUUUAUAACUUCUUAUACACUGGAUAUAAAGCCGUCAUUUAGCACGCCGAUGAACCAACCAUCCUCUGUAUGUCUGUACUGGCUUUUCCGUUCUGUACCAACGCUUUUCACAACCCUUUUAACUGGAGAUUUAUUUUAUCAUACGAGAUUUUUAUUCAUUUAGUUUUAAAUACGUUCAAUAUUUAGAUCUGAAAUCAUUCAAAGCAGCGUCUUCAUGGCUCAGGAAUCACUGUAACCACACUGGACGUUCCGAUCCGAUAUCACACUCUUCAGUCUUUUACAUAAUCACUGGCUCUGUGCCGUCUUUAAUCUCUCAUAAUCGUACACUUGAUGUUUCCAAAGCCUGGUCAGCCUGGUCACUGUGAAGAUAUUAAAUAUCGGAUGAGUAUCGUUAUCAGGUACUCAUCUAAAACUAGCAUCUGUGCGGCUGGCAAAACGUAAUUGUUGCUGUUGUUACUUGUAAUCAAGGCUCUCCAGCGUGAACAGAAUAUUGGAUAUAUUCCUCAUGGUGAUAAAUUAUGAAUUGUUAUGGCCCGUUUUUUACUGCUAAAUUACCGAAGUGUUUUGGUUUGUUGCCCAUAUCGCCCAACACUUUUACCUUUCAGUUAUCAUCCAAAAUAAAAAGAAAUUUACAGGCCAGUUAGUCAUUGGCUAGAUCAGUUCUUGGCCCCAAUGAUCAUGCGAUUCUACUUCUAUACAUCGGUGACGCCAACAUUAUCAUCUGGACCCAUAAUCAUUUGCAUUUGUUUCAUUGUUCAAAUCUCAGUUUGAGGAUUUGAUUGGCCGCAGUUGUGCUUGCAUCGUGACCACGAAUACAUUCUACCUACGAGGUGUACGGGCAGAAGCAAAUCAACAGCACAGCACUCCAAAAAGCCCCUGGUCUUUUAUGUUCUACAACAGAGGAUCCAGUAGAUCCUACACAGAGAACAUACUAACGUUUAUGUUUUAAAGCCCUUUUUGGAGGCAUGUCCCAUCCAAAUGCACAUCAUGAACACAAUAUCUCAAAAGUGAUAUUGGUACAUUGUUAGUUUAGUGGGCACAUUUGCAAAAGGCUGUAAUGUACACUCUACUGCCAAAAGUAUGUGGACACCUGACGAAAUUGUUGGCCAAACCAUUGCAGUUAGCCCUUCCACUUUUGUGUGUUCAACAGCCCCCGGUCGUUAGUGUGUCUGUGGGAAUUUGUGAGGUCAUACCUUGGUGUUCCAGCUGGAAGCAUAUUGUAUUCAAAGCGACUUACAGUUAUGACUGAACACGAUUUUGAGCAAUUGAGGGUUAAGGGCCUUGCUCAGGGACCCAACAGUGGCAACUUGGUGGUGGUGGGGCUUGAACCGGCAACCUUCUGAUUACUAGUCCAGUACCUUAACCACUGAGCCACCACUCCACGGGUGUCUAAAUACAUUCAGCUGUAGUGUGUGUAUACACUGAUAAAGCCCAGACUUCUAUAGAAACUUUACUGCACUGUCAAUUAUAAACUACUGAUCAUUACUGGGAUUUACGUUGUGUGUGGUGAAUGAGAAAACGAAGCAAGAUGAAGCUUUGUUCUAAAACAACUAUCAACUACUUUUCAUUACGUCUGGACACACUUUGUGAUGGAGCCUGAAUAAAGCAGCGCCGGUUUGAAGAUUCACUUGUAGAACGAGGACACUCGUACUAAAGAUGUGGAUCAGUGAUGAGCGUCGUCGUUUAAUUCAGUCUUGUGAAAAUCUGCGUACACCUCUGGUCAAAUUCCACGUUUUACGUUUCCACAUUUUAAUGCAGUUUUAUUUUUACCUUGGCAUGUAAAAAGAUCCCCCCCCCCAAUCAGCAACACCCCGGACCCACAGAGAACCCACAGUGAAUAGCAGAUACUGAUUGAGAUAUACAGUAACUGUGAAGCAGUUGAGAUGAUGGGGUUUAGUUUUGAGCUGCUGCUUCGUCUUCUUUCUGCCGCUUCUGUCAGGGGCGGCUACAGCUCAUCAUUUUGUUCUAACUAUAACUGUGAGGUAAAUUUGAUUUAUCAGUGUAAAUAUUUACACACACACACACACACACACUAUAUGUCUAAAAGUGUGUGGAUACCCCUCCUAAUGAUUGAAUUUAAGAAAGGGCACAAAUUCCCACACACAGUAGAAAGGCUUACCAGAAUCAUUAUUUUGGAAUAUAAUGUCCAACAAGCUCAUGCUCAGGUGUCCCAAUACUUUUGUCCAUAUAGUGUGUAUUUUUUUUUCCUGGAGUUGAAUCAUCAAUACUGCAUUUUAAUGCUAAUAAUUUUCUGAUGCCUUUUUUCUAUCACGUUUAAAUGAUACUGAACAGCUCGACUCUGUAAAUGAUCUGAAUCUUGUAUAUUGUGUGAAUAUUUUAUCGAUCUCUUCUUUAGAGGCUUAAAAUGAAGUGUUGAGGCGGCUCGUUUGAAAGCCUCUCCGGAUAUUCUGCACCUUUACUGGCUGGUUUGUUUGUAAAUUCUGUAAUAAAAAGGUUGAAUAAAUAAAUAGUUCUAUGGGUAAAA